Messenger RNA from Bactrocera oleae (olive fruit fly), 7533 nucleotides. RefSeq names its product protein patched (gene ptc). Gene Ontology annotation, cellular component: plasma membrane. The record is from RefSeq and is a predicted model, not a curated record. Gene Ontology annotation, molecular function: hedgehog family protein binding; hedgehog receptor activity; smoothened binding. NCBI's taxonomy places the organism in Eukaryota, Metazoa, Arthropoda, Insecta, Diptera, Tephritidae. Gene Ontology annotation, biological process: negative regulation of smoothened signaling pathway.
CUCCGCUGCCAUCGGUAGGUCUUGCGCUGUGCGACAGGCGGUAGGCAACAGCAGCAGCACACCAUCAUUAAUAGCAACGACUCUAUCUACCACUGUCAGCAACAACAGCAGCAGCAGAAUUUCUGGCAUUAGAGUGCCAGGCACUCAGCCAAUACGCUCAGAUUUCAUUCGAUCCUCGUUGUGGCAGCACGUUGGCAAUUUUACGUCGCGUGGUGAAAAGUGUGAAUUAAAUUUUUUUCUCACAACUUCUACAAAAUUGUUUUAGCACCAAGUCGAAUUAAAGAAAUUCGUUGGUGGCCCUAGCGUCAUGUGCACUUAAUUUUUUAAUAGUACGCAUGCACGCAUUGUAUAACACAACAAUGAUUUAAUACGUACAUAAUAUAAAAGUAUAUAAAGUAAGAAAACAAAAUAUAGAGUUCCUUGAAAUCCAUACGAGGAUCAACAACACAACUGCUGCGAGCAAUAAACGACAUUCAUUGGAAUUUUCGUGUGCGACAACGACGCUAUUCACUUGACGUGAGCGAAGUGUAUGUAUGUGAAAGAGGCAAAAACAAAAAAAAAAGUAAAUGAAGAAAAUAUAUAACAAGUGUAAGAAACGAAAUUUAAUGCGAACCAAAUAAAAACGUAACAAAAGUAGCGAAAAGCGCGAUUAAAACAAAGUGAAUAUGUAAAUAAAUAAAUGACAGCGAAAAACAACUGCUGAAGAUGGCCACACAAAUCGCCGUCGAAGAUUUGUAGUUGAGCGAGUAAUUGAGUUGUAUAUUUUUAUACGCAUAUACUUAUGCAUAUAGAUUACAUAUAUGUAUAUUGUACAUAUAUAUUUGCAUGAAAACAGAAAUUAAUGAAUGAAAACAAACGCGUACGUGCCGAUAAAUUUGUCAAUCGAGUUUGGAAAAUCCAAAUAUAUAAAAUAUAUUGCUAAAACGCUAGCGUAGCUUUUGAAUAGCGUCAGGCUAAGUAAAAUGCAAAAAACAACCAAUUUGAAUAAAUUAUUAUGCACAGUUUAUUAAUGAAAUACCAUAAAUAUAUGUUAUACAAUAUAUAGGUAUAACAGAAAUAAAUACAAUUAAAGUUGCGCCCACAAGGUUCAUUAAACGUCACAUUUUCACCGACUAACCUUUUCGAUUUCCAUUUGCAACGCGCUCGUACAGCAGCACGUCAACUGCAAGCACAGCGCAUUCUCUGCCGCACAGUGCAGCAACUGCAGCAUAAGGGUGCAUGCGCAGCAAAUUUAAAGUGUGGCGCAUUUGUGUUGGUGAAGUUGCAAAGCAAAAGCAAAAGUAAGAACCAAAAAAAUUAAAAAUCAAUAAAUCCCCAAACAACAUUGCGCACAGGCGACUGUGGUGAGGUGUUUGUAUAAAGAAAAAGAAACAAAACCGCCUUACAAUGGUUGUGCCCACUAUGGAUGGGCUGCCACGAGUGCCGGACACACAUGGCGAUGUCGUCGAUGAGAAAUUAUUUUCAGAUUUAUAUGUACGCACCAGUUGGGUGGAUGCGCACGUUGCACUCGAUCAAAUUGAUAAGGGCAAAGCGCGAGGGAACCGCACCGCUAUCUACCUACGCUCAGUAUUUCAAUCACAUCUCGAAUCACUUGGUAGUUCGGUACAAAAGCAUGCGGGUAAAAUGCUCUUUGUAGCCAUACUAGUGUUAAGCACAUUUUGUGUGGGCCUAAAGAGUGCACAAAUCCAUUCAAAAGUACAUCAAUUGUGGAUACAGGAAGGUGGUCGUUUAGAAUCUGAACUCGCCUAUACACAAAAAACGAUCGGUGAAGAUGAGUUCUCAACGCAUCAGCUGAUCAUACAGACGGCGCAAGAUGCGAAUGCGUCGGUGCUGCAUCCGCAAGCAUUGUUGGCGCAUUUGGAAGUGUUAAAGAAGGCGACGGCGGUGAAGGUGCAUAUGUUCGAUACGGAAUGGGGUUUACGUGAUAUGUGCAAUUCACCGACAACGCCCAGCUUUGAGGGACACUACUACAUCGAACAGAUAUUUAAGCAUUUAAUACCGUGUUCGAUAAUAACACCGCUGGAUUGCUUCUGGGAGGGUAGUCAGCUAUUGGGACCGGAAUUUCCAGUACAAAUACCUGGCAUCGAUAAGCGCAUCAUGUGGAGCACAAUGAAUCCGUCGAGUCUCGUACAAACGAUGAAACAACAAAUGAGUGAUCAGAAAAUACCCUUCGAUUUUGAUAUGGUGGAGCAGUAUAUGAAGCGUGCCGGCAUUAUGGCUGGUUAUACGGAGAAACCGUGUUUGGAUCCCAAGAGUGCUGAAUGUCCGGAAACUGCACCGAAUAAGGAUAGUCAGCAACCACCCGAUGUUGGUGCCAUACUCACCGGCGGCUGUUAUGGCUAUGCCACCAAGUAUAUGCAUUGGCCGGAGGAGCUUAUUGUCGGCGGUGUACAACGUAAUCGCUCCAGUCAUUUGCGUAAGGCGAAAGGUCUGCAAACGGUGGUGCAACUAAUGACCGAGAAAGAAAUGUUUGAUUUGUGGAAUGAGAAUUAUAAAGUACAUCAUAUCGGUUGGACACAGGAGAAAGCGGCAGAAGUAUUAAAUGCGUGGCAGCGUAAUUUUUCCAAAGAAGUUGAGACGCUUUUGAAGAGCAAUCGUCGCAUAUCGAAUAAAUAUGAUAUUUAUGUCUUCUCAUCGGCCACCUUGGAUGAUAUACUGGCCAAGUAUUCAAAUCCCAGUCCGACUAGCAUUGUAAUUGGCGUAAUUGCAACGGUAUUAUAUGCUUUUUGUACGCUUAUACGCUGGAAGGAUCCGGUUAAGGGACAGAGCAGUGUUGGUGUAGCUGGCGUAUUGCUGAUCGGUUUCUCUACAGCUGCUGGUUUGGGUCUUUGCGCGCUACUCGGCAUCGUUUUCAAUGCCGCGAGCACGCAAGUCGUACCCUUUCUUGCGCUCGGCCUUGGCGUAGAUCACAUUUUCAUGCUUACCGCUGCUUAUGCGGAGAGUAAUCGUAAAGAGCAGACGAAAUAUAUAUUGAAGAAAGUCGGACCGAGCAUACUCUUCAGCGCUAGCGUCACAUCGGGUUCAUUCUUUGCAGCCGUUUUUAUACCAGUGCCCGCCUUGAAAGUAUUCUGCUUACAGGCAGCAAUUGUUAUGUGCUUCAAUUUAGCUGCUGCGCUGCUAGUUUUCCCCGCUAUGAUUUCUUUGGAUUUGCGUCGACGUACUGCCGGCCGUGCGGAUAUAUUCUGCUGUUGCUUCCCAGUGUGGAAAGAGAAACCUGUAGCGACAGCUGUGUGUAACACGCGUUACAACAACAGUAGCCGUCGUAAUGCUUACACUGUGAAGAACUGCAACAAUCGUACCGGCUCUAUGUCGGCACAACAGCCGCAACUGAAGUAUCAAGAGGAGGCACUACUUUCCUGCGCCGAGAAACGCAUGCCAUCAUUUUCGUUGUCGAAUUUCGCCUACAAGUAUUACACACCAUUCUUGAUGAAAAGCUGGGUAAAGUUCUUAACAAUUACCACAUUUGUUGGCACGCUAGUCUUCAGUUUAUACGCCUCGACGCGUCUACAAGAUGGACUCGAUCUGAUCGAUCUGGUGCCAAAAGACACAAAUGAGUUUAAAUUUCUUAAUGCACAAGCAUCGAUGUUCGGUUUCUAUAGCAUGUAUGCGGUGACACAAGGAAAUUUUGAAUAUCCCACCAAUCAACGUUUGCUGCAUGAGUAUCAUGAGGCUUUUGUGCGUGUACCACACGUUAUUAAAAAUGAUAAUGGCGGUCUGCCAGACUUUUGGCUCUCACUAUUCCGUGAUUGGUUAAUCAAUCUACAACGCAUAUUUGAUCGUGAGUUUAGUGAGGGACGUCUAACACGCGAAGGCUGGUUAUCCAAUGCAACAAGCGAUGCAAUAUUGGCAUACAAAUUACUCGUGCAAACCGGAUAUGUUGAUAAUCCCGUAGAUAAAACUGGCGUCACACAAAAUCGUUUAGUCGACAGUGACGGCAUAAUCAAUCCAAAAGCAUUUUACAACUAUCUGUCAGCAUGGGCUUCAAAUGAUGUAUUCGCUUAUGGCGCAUCACAAGGUAAAUUACAUCCAGAACCACGUCAUUUUUACCACACGGCCGGUGAAUACGAUCUCAAAAUACCGAAGAGCCUACCAUUGGUAUAUGCGCAGUUGCCUUUCUAUUUGCAUGGACUGAACUGCACAUCGGAAAUUAAGACGCUAAUUGGACAUAUACGCGAUUUGAGUGUGAAAUUUGAGGCGCGCGGUCUACCAAACUAUCCAUCAGGCAUACCAUUCAUAUUCUGGGAACAAUACAUGACACUGCGCUGGUCACUUGCACUGAUAUUAUGCAUUUCGCUUUUCGCUGCUUUCAUAUUAAUCUCAAUAUUGCUGCUUUCCGUUUGGGCUGCCGUUUUGGUAGUCUUCAGCGUCGUCGCUUCGUUGAUACAAAUAUUCGGCGCUAUGACAAUACUAGGCAUAAAACUGUCGGCCAUCCCCGCAGUGAUAUUGAUAUUAAGUGUCGGCAUGAUUGUCUGCCUUACAGUGCACAUUUCACUGGGCUUUAUCACUUCCGUGGGUAAUCGCGAGCGCCGCAUACAUCUCUCCAUGCAAAUGUCGCUCGGUCCACUUAUACACGGCCUACUUACUUCCGCUGUAGCCGUAUUUAUGCUCUCUACCUCACCCUUCGAAUUCGUCAUACGUCAUUUCUUUUGGUUACUGCUUGUUGUGCUUUGCGUCGGCGCUUGUAAUGGCCUAGUACUCUUUCCUAUUAUCAUAAGCAUGUGUGGCCCUGAGGCUGAGCUGGUGCCACUCGAACAUCCAGAUCGCAUUUCAACACCAUCCCCUGUAAUGUCGCGUUGUAAACGUGCCAAUAAAACGGUGGUGGUGCAUGGCGGUCGUUCGUCACGUUCCUGCAGCAAGAGUAUGCAUUAUCACAAGGAUAUCAACAUAAAUGAUCCCUCACUAACGACCAUCACCGAAGAGCCACCCUCUUGGAAAUCCUCCUCAUCAUCCAUACAAAUGAAUAACGAAUGGAAUGGCGCAAAUAUGAAUAUGAAUAACGCGCAUUAUUCCACAAAUAGCGCGCCACAACAAAUGAACAAUUACAACAUGAGUAAUUACUAUAUGCAUCGGCAGCAACCGAAUUAUAUGCAGCAACAUCAUCAUCAUCAGCCGCCACCAACACAACAACAGUGCACACAACAAAGCAUUUAUGGUGCGCCCACAUUUCACAAAUCAACACAUACAGCACAGCAGCAACAACAACAGCAACACGCGCAUCAUCAAACACAACAGCAACAGCAGCAACAACAUCCAGGCGCUGCACCGCCGCCCCCACCACCAACAACGUCAGCACACAGCACGCAUACGCUUGGUGGGCCACACGAAACGGGUAACUUUCCCGAGUUGCAGAGUAUCGUGGUGCAACCGGAAGUUACUGUGGAAACGCACCACUCGGACACGAACACAACAAAAGUAACAGCGACGGCAAACAUUAAAGUGGAAUUGGUGACGCCGGGUCGCGCGGUACGUAGCUACAAUUUCAGCAGCUAGCGGUCGCGUUUAGCUGAAGGUACGCAAUAGGCGCUUUAGUGUAACGGGUGUAUGUAUUUAUUUGCUUAGUUAAGUAGUAGUUGUAAAACUAUAGCGGUGCUACGUUUUCUUAUUUCGCACAAAUGUCGCACGCAGUAAUGCAAUUAAAUAGCAUUGGUAGUCUAAUUAACAACCAUUAAUUGCGUUGUUAAAAUGCAUUUUCAAAAUAAAUUCGGAAAUGUCAAAGCGCAAUGAGCUUUGAAGUAGUUGUGUAGUGCUGCCAGCUAUCAGCUUGAAUUAUGAAUUUAAAAAAAUCUGCAAAUGCUUAGUUUGGCUUGUUACAAUAUUUUUAUUGCAAUAUAAAUAAUGCACAAAUAGUAUUAUUUUAAAAAAAUUUGAAUUAAAAAUUUUUUUUUUUUUUUAAUUCUGUAUUAGUAUUAACGAAAAGUAUAUAUUUUUUUAUAUAUAGCAUAUUUUUUUUAUUAAUAUUAUUCAUAAUUAAUUGAAAAAAUUUAUUUUAACGCCGACUUUUUACCAAAUAUUCUUGCAAAAUUUUAUAUAGCGGCCAAUUAUAAACGCAGCUUUACACUUUUACUUUAUUUCAUUGUUUUUUAAUUAUUUCUCGCAACACUUAAGACUACCAAUGCAUAAUUAAACCACAAAAUUAGCACUUCCCAGUAAAGAGUUGAUUAUAAAAAUAUUAAAAAUACAUUUUUUAAUUUAAAAAUGUGCAGCAACGCCGUAAAUAUGUGUGUUAAAUUGUAAUUAUAUCGCGAUUUUAUGAGUAUUAUAAGCAUUUUGUUAACUAUUUAGCUCAUAGAUAAUUGUGUGUGUGUAUAUAGUGUUACAUUGUAAACCAAAUAGUAUGACAUACAUUUUAAAUUAAUACAAAUUCAAGGCAACUGACAAAACUUAACAUAGUGAAACAUAAUAUAAAAAAUUAUUUUUUAAUGAAAAACGAAGUAAUGCAAACAGAAAAUACUCAUAAUUUCUUAAAAUAUAUAAAUAACCUCAUGCAUUUAUGUGUUGGGUAUAAAAAUUUAAAUUUAAUAAAAAUUAAGCUAGUACAAUUUUCUAACGACUUAAAGCUGCAUUAAUAUACAAAAAUGCACAUAACUAUUAAAGAAAAUGUUUGUAAAUACAAAGUAUACAAGUCAAAAAUAAUUUAAACAAAAAACCAUAAAAAAGCUAUUGCAUUUGCCACACAAAUGAAGGUCUAGAAAAUAACGCUAAAAUUACUUAAUAAACGCAUAGUAUUCAAGCAUGAAUUAUGUUAAAGAAAAAUCGCUAAUUGCAGUAUUGCAGCGCAAAGUAAUUAAAAUGUAAACUAUUGUUACUAAAAAGAGUUAAAAAUUUUAAAUUAAAAAAAAAACAUUUAUUUAUUACAAAAGUAAAUUUAAUUUAUAACGUUUUUAGUUUAUGAAAAAAUAUACCUAUGUAAAUGUAUCGAAAUUUUUAAAAAUUAUACAUUAAUUUAAAAAUACUUUCUAGUUCGAGCAUAAAUUAUUAAUUUUUAUUCAUAAAAAAUAUGUGUAACUAAAAAUACACAUAACGGCAUUGCACUUAAGCUGAACUAAAAUUUACUUAAACAAAAUUCCUACGUAGAAAUUUCAAAUAUUACUAAUUCUAAUAUAUUAUAUAUUAUAAUGUUAUAAAAAAGGCAUUUUUGACUUUCUCUCACAUACAAAGUUUAUCGCUAUCUGUUUUUUGCAAGAAAUUUUAGUGAUCUACUUACGUACACAAGAUUGACUGCGUCGUUUUGUACGACGUUUAGUAGUUAAUAUUUUGUAAAUGUUGUUUUUAUUUUUUUAAUUUUAUUUUUGCACUUGAAAUUCAUUGCCAAGUGCAUAGUUAAUGGUUGUUUACUAUUAUUAAUAAUAUUAUUAUUAUUUCAUAAUUUAAUUAUAUUAAUUAUAAGCAACCCUGUAUGUAUACCCAUUCAAGUGCGAAACGAUAUUUAAUAAAUUCGAUUAGGUAUUUUUUCUAAGUGUAGCACUAAAACAACAACAUUGUAUUACGUGUGUUCGAAAGAAAAGAAAAUAUUAUUAAAAACUUUUUAAAACA